Molecule: messenger RNA, 1755 nt
Organism: Bathycoccus prasinos
Lineage: Eukaryota; Viridiplantae; Chlorophyta; Mamiellophyceae; Mamiellales; Bathycoccaceae
Exons: 2
Coding region: 1-1755 (584 amino acids)
Molecular function (GO): nickel cation binding
Source: RefSeq, a predicted model, not a curated record
AUGAGCGACAAUAACAACGAUUUUUGGACGGCGUGGCAGCUGCUCGAUCCUUUGCUCCCUACGGGCGGGUUCGCGCACUCCAACGGCCUCGAAGCAGCAACGCAAUUUGGAUUUAUAGAUACAGGUAACGGUCACGGAGUAGAUGUUUCGACGUUUGUUUCAGACAUUGCUCGAAACGCGUGCUCGACACUCGCACCUUUUGUAUUAGCCGCGAGAAACCGGUUCGAUUCAUCAUCCUCGUUCGAAGGAAGAGCGGAAGUCGAGGACAUCUCGGCGUGGUCAAAAGAAAACGCGAUUCUUCACGCCAUGCUCACAGGGAACGCACCGGCUCUUCGGGCGUCUUUAUCCACGGGUACGGCGCUCUGUCGAGCCGCUGUCGCUGCGUUUUCGGGAGACUCCUCGAGUAUUUCGCAAAAGUUAAAGGCGCUUAAACAAGCCUCAAAACCAAACACUCGCGUCGGUCACCUCGCUUGCGUCUUUGGUGCCGUGUGCGGCAUUUUAGGCAUUUCCGAAAGAAUAACGAUUCGUAUGUUUGUCUACGUGACUGUUCGUGAUGCGUGCUCGGCGGCGACGCGAUUAAACGUCGUUGGACCGCUCGAAGUGGCGUCGAUUUUGCGAAAAUCGACGAAAACGAUGGAGGAUAUGUGCGAGGAAGCGAUUAAAAGAGGAAGCGAUGUUCAAAGUGCCGCUGUAUCGGCACCGUUGGCAGAAAUGUUCGCAGCUGCACACGAUCAGUUGCACGAUAAAAUUGCGAUGAUGGAAGUCGAGAAAGAAACCGCCGCGUUUGCGGGUCUCAUCGAGGUUUCCUUGCAGUCCUCGAUAUCUUCCGCGACGAAGUUGUUUUCGACCUAUCCUUUGCGCAUUUUGUAUCCAAAAAAAGUGCAAUUUGACAAAUCAGUCGAUUGCGCUUGGUUUUAUACCGUUUCAUAUGGGGGAGGUUUAGUUUCCGGCGACUUGGUGCCGAUGUCGGUGGACGUGCAGAAAAAUUGCACCGCGAGCGUGUGCACGCAAGGAACGACGAAAGUGUAUAAAUCUAUCAAACCAUCAUCGGCAAAUGGUACCUGUAAUGACGUCGACAGCGAAAACACCAAGACGACAAAGCAAACGCUCGAGGCAAAAGUUGGAACGAAUGCGCUUCUCUGUUGGUUACCGGACCCGGCGCAGUGUUUUAAAGACGCAAAGUUUGAGCAAGUGCACGAGAUUUCAUUAGCAGAUGAUUCUUCAAGCUUGUGUUUCGUGGAUUGGAUCACCGCUGGAAGAGUCGCACACGACGACGCGAGAUGGGCGUUUCGUUCGUUUCUUACGCGAACGACCGUGACGACUGGAGAUGAUACCGUAAAUGUCAUCGAAUCGCAACGACUGGAAAACGCCGCAUCGAACAACGAGGAAGAGAGUCUCGCGAAACGCAUGGCAAACGCACACGUCAUCGCGAGCGUCAUUUUAAUCGGACCGAGAACGGAAGCUGCGCGUAGAAAGUGCGCGGAGUACGCGAAAGACUCGUCAAAAAGAACUACCAACGCCGCGAGUUGGUUGACUGCUAAAUCACCGCUUCCGGCUGGCGUUUCGUACUCGCUCGCGACCGCGUCUGAAUCCAAAACGCAAAGAAUGAAUGAGGAAGGGAACGAAAAGGAUAGCUUAGUACUGAGAGUCUUAGCAAGCGACAUCGAAUCCGCCUACGGCGUUUUGCGCGAGUGCUUGCAGCCGCUCGAAACGGAAAUCGGGUGCCCUCCAUAUAACGAAAGAGGAGGGAGUUGA